Molecule: messenger RNA, 357 nt
Organism: Soboliphyme baturini
Lineage: Eukaryota; Metazoa; Nematoda; Enoplea; Dioctophymatida; Soboliphymatidae
Source: the annotation of a GenBank genome assembly
AUGAAUUGCCUGGUGUCGGUUUCGAUUAUUUUCACCGGUGACGGCGAUGAACGUCGACAGACCACCUUCAGGAGGUCGACCACACGGGCGCCGUCCAGCGACAUUCCAAGACCAUCGGGCGCCAUCGUCACCGAACGGCAGAAUGUACCGCGGCGAGUUAACGCCCGCUCCCGCCGCGAAGCGAUCGGCUGGAAAUUGAGGGCUGCCAGUGAAGAACAAGGAGACGGAGACGGACGAGUGGCCGCCGGCCAACUCCGCAGAACCGGUCCGUCGUUGACGACUACUGACGGCUGCCUCUACGACGGCUCCGGUUGCGAACUUUACACGAUCGAUUCGACGAUUAACGAACAACCGUAA